Aspergillus chevalieri is the source of this 372-nucleotide messenger RNA. RefSeq lists its product as uncharacterized. NCBI's taxonomy places the organism in Eukaryota, Fungi, Ascomycota, Eurotiomycetes, Eurotiales, Aspergillaceae. The record is from RefSeq and is a predicted model, not a curated record. The transcript has a single exon. Bases 1 to 372 code for a protein of 123 amino acids.
AUGAGUAUAUUAGCGCGACAGGUCCUACGGCAGCAGCCACUCGUUGCAUCCACCGUCAUAAAGCCCUCAAUUGCCGCCGGACGCUUCUUUUCAACCUCGCCAGCUCGUGCGGAGACGAAAUCGGCAUCAGCAUCGCCCACACCAACGAAACCUCACUCGAUUGACCCGAAAUGGCUUACCUUGACAAAGCAGAGGAUUGGGAGGUGUAUGAUGUUUGGAUUGAAGCCGCCGCAAAUUCAGGAGGCGGGUGAUAUCUUGCAGCAGAUCGCGAAGGAUUGGAGGGAGUUGGUUUCGGGCAGUGAGGGCUUUUUGACAAAUGAGACUGUUAGGGGGUUGUUCCAGCACAAUGUGGCAUGGGGAGAGAUGGUAUGA